This is a messenger RNA of Fukomys damarensis (Damara mole-rat), 1534 nucleotides long. RefSeq names its product pterin-4 alpha-carbinolamine dehydratase 2 (gene Pcbd2). NCBI's taxonomy places the organism in Eukaryota, Metazoa, Chordata, Mammalia, Rodentia, Bathyergidae. The transcript is spliced from 4 exons. Gene Ontology annotation, molecular function: 4-alpha-hydroxytetrahydrobiopterin dehydratase activity. Bases 16 to 351 code for a protein of 111 amino acids. Gene Ontology annotation, biological process: tetrahydrobiopterin biosynthetic process. The record is from RefSeq and is a predicted model, not a curated record.
CUAGAUACGCGGACAAUGAAAUUCAGCAUCUCACAGCAAAAGUCCUCAGAUUCUCAGCUGUUGACUGCAGAGGAGAGGAACCAAAUUCUACUUGACCUUAAGAAAGCAGGAUGGUCAGAAUUAAGUGAGAGAGAUGCCAUCUACAAAGAAUUCUCCUUCAAAAAUUUUAAUCAGGCUUUUGGCUUUAUGUCCCGAGUUGCCCUACAAGCAGAGAAGAUAAAUCAUCACCCGGAAUGGUUCAAUGUAUACAACAAGGUCCAAAUAACUCUCACAUCACACGACUAUGGUGGACUGACCAGAAGAGAUGUGCAGCUGGCGAGAUUUAUUGAAAAAGCAUCUGUUUCUGUGUGAUUUUUUUUCCAAAAUGCAUGUAAAAUCUUAUACCUAUUUUAGCUGCAAUAUAUUUUGAAGGCACCUUGCAUCAACAAGUCACACUGUAAAUUAGUUCACUUUUAUGCAUUUGUAUAAUCAGUGCUUAAAUACAAAAUGAUUUAAACCUGAACCUGAGGUAUUUUUCAUUACAUUACAUAUUCACUUAUAUAAGAUAAACCAACCCCACUAAUUAUAUUAAUAUUUAAAAAGAGAAACGGCAUUAAGAAAUUGGAGUGGGAGAUAUUCAUACACUUUAUAGUAAUUCAAAAUCAUGGCUUUAAAUAUAUGUUGUGUUGGAGACUAGUUGUAUAAAAAGAAUUAUGCUGUGCAGAUAAUGGCUUUUUAACCUUAUAUAACAGUUAUUAUGAGGCUGAAGUUAAUUUGCUAUUGUUGCUUCUUAAAUAGAUACUAAAAUCACAUAAAUUGGUGAGUGGUCUUGGUGUGUUUCAUCUUUACUUUUUAGACAAGGAGUUGAAAGAAAGGACGAGUAUCUCAUCUGUAGCUUCCAGUAAGAUGUAGCAAUGCAAGAACUCAUUGUCAUAACUCACCAGGCCAUUAUGAGACUUAACAAUUUAAAGAAAGACUGAGGGUCAUUUUUAUUUUCAUCAUUCACAUGUUGUGAUCCUUGAACUGAGGGCCUACAGCCUUCAGAUUUAACAUGUUUAUGAUGGGGCCAUAAUUCGCAUGUCUCACAGGUGGGUGCUCUGAGCCACUGGUGGUAGAUGCAUGUCCUAUUGGGCAGCAUGGGGCAGUCCCUUUGGGUAGUGCAAGUCAUCUGAUAGGACAGUCAUGCAGGUACCACUGGUGGUUCAAGCUGAUAGGAAUGUCUUAAUGAGGAUUGUUUUGUCAGAUAGUUUGCUUCAGAGGCCAGAAGGAUCAUUGUGUUACAGCAAGCAACACUUUGCUUCCCAUUCUUACCCCUACCCCAGAUCUGAGAAACCACGACAAAGAGAUUGCUCUGUGAAGCCAGUUUCUGGCUAGUUCUGUUAGCUGGAGAGAGGCAGCUUUGGUGGACUUGCCCUAUGAUGGGGGCAAGGGAGAUGAGGGUUAUCCAGGCUUUAUAGCCACCAGGGGACUGAGAGCCUUAACAUUGAAACUUUGUUUCUUAGAAGUCUUUUCCCUUGUAUUUUUGUUGUUGUUGUUUUGGGUUUUUUUUUGUUGU